AUGAUCCAAAUGGACUUAUUUGAUAAACUCAAGGUCUGGGUUUUGUUUAUGUGCUUGAUAAAUCAAUUGGGUCAUGGAUUUUACCUUCCUGGUAGCUACCCUUACAUAUAUGAUAUUGGUGAUUUCUUGUCUGUGAAAGUGAAUUCACUCACUUCAAUUGAUACUGAAAUUCCCUUUAGCUACUAUAGCUUACCCUUUUGCCUGCCCCGAGAGGGGGUAAAGGACAGUACCAAAAACCUCGGUCAGCUCCUUAUGGGUGAUAGGAUUCAGAAUUCGCCAUAUAGAUUUAAGAUGUACACCAAUGAGACGGAGAUCUUUCUCUGUCAAACAAAGCCAUUGUCCGGUGAAGAGUUUAAGGUAUUGAAAAAGAGGAUUGAUGAAAUGUAUCAGGUUAAUUUGAUUCUUGAUAAUUUACCCGCCAUUCGGUAUACUAGGAAGGAGGGUUUUUUCUUGCGGUGGACGGGGUAUCCUGUGGGAAUUAAGGUUCAAGAUGUGUAUUAUCUGUUUAAUCACUUGAAAUUUAAUGUUCUUGUUCAUAAGUAUGAGGAUACAAAUGCGGCUCGUGUGAUGGGUACUGGAGAUGGGGCCGAGGUGAUCCCUAUGGUUGGGAAGUCGGGAUCAGAAAAGCCUGGAUACAUGGUUGUUGGGUUUGAGGUGGUCCCUUGUAGUAUUCAACACACUGCUGAGUCAUUGAAGAAUUUGAAAAUGUAUAAUACAUAUCCAUCUGCGAUCAAGUGUGAUCCCACCACUGUGGCGAUGGCUAUUAAGGAGAAUGAGCCUCUGGCAUUUACGUAUGAGUUUUCGUUUGUGGAGAGUGACAUCAACUACCCUCACAAAUAUGGUAUUGGUGAUGUCUUGUCUGUGAAAGUGAAUUCCCUGACUUCAAUUGAUACUGAAAUUCCCUUUAGCUACUAUAGCUUACCCUUUUGCCAGCCCCAAGAGGGUGUUAAGGACAGUGCCGAAAACCUCGGUGAGCUCCUUAUGGGUGAUAGGAUUGAGAAUUCUCCUUACAGAUUUAAGAUGUACACCAAUGAGACGGAGAUCUUUCUCUGUCAAACAAAGCCAUUGUCCGGUGAAGAGUUUAAGGUAUUGAAAAAGAGGAUUGAUGAAAUGUAUCAGGUUAAUUUGAUUCUUGAUAAUUUACCCGCCAUUCGGUAUACUAGGAAGGAGGGUUUUUUCUUGCGGUGGACGGGGUAUCCUGUGGGAAUUAAGGUUCAAGAUGUGUAUUAUCUGUUUAAUCACUUGAAAUUUAAUGUUCUUGUUCAUAAGUAUGAGGAUACAAAUGCGGCUCGUGUGAUGGGUACUGGAGAUGGGGCCGAGGUGAUCCCUAUGGUUGGGAAGUCGGGAUCAGAAAAGCCUGGAUACAUGGUUGUUGGGUUUGAGGUGGUCCCUUGUAGUAUUCAACACACUGCUGAGUCAUUGAAGAAUUUGAAAAUGUAUAAUACAUAUCCAUCUGCGAUCAAGUGUGAUCCCACCACUGUGGCGAUGGCUAUUAAGGAGAAUGAGCCUCUGGCAUUUACAUAUGAGUUUUCGUUUGUGGAGAGUGACAUCAAGUGGCCAUCAAGAUGGGAUGCCUAUUUGAAGAUGGAGGGAGUGAAAGUCCACUGGUUCUCAAUUCUCAAUUCCCUUAUGGUGACCACUUUCUUGGCUGGUAUUAUUGUUGUCAUCUUCUUGAGGACAGUUCGUUAUGAAGAGCUGAACAAAGAAGCCCAAGCCCAGAUGAAUGAGGAGUUAUCAGGGUGGAAACUUGUUGUGGGAGAUGUUUUCCACCCUCCAAACAACCCUUCUCUUUUUUGUGUUAUGGUGGGAGAUGGGGUUCAGAUUCUAGGGAUGGCAGUUGUGACGACUUUGUUUGCUGCUCUCGGGUUCUCGUCCCCGGCUUCUCGAGGAACUCUGGUUACAGGUAUGCUGUUUUUCUACCUGAUUCUUGGAAUUGCGGCUGGUUAUGUUGCUGUUCGUCUGUGGAAGACAAUCUCUUGUGGUGAUCACAAAGGAUGGGUUUCAGUCUCUUUGUGGGUUGCUUGUUUCUUCCCUGGUAUUGGCUUUUUGAUUCUAAUGACGCUGAACUUCUUAUUGUGGAAUAGUCACAGCACAAGAGCCAUCCCUUUUUCUCUCUUUGUGAUUCUCAUUUUGUUGUGGUUCUUUAUUUCAGUCCCCCUUACCCUUAUUGGUGGUUGCCUUGGGGCUAGGGCACCUCAUAUUCAAUACCCAGUUCGAACCAAUCACGUUCCUCGAGAAAUCCCAGCUCAAAGAUACCCUUCUUGGCUUCUACUUCUAGGGGCUGGGAUUCUUCCAUUCGGUACACUUUUCGUUGAGAUCUUCUUCAUCAUGUCCAGUAUUUGGUCGGGCCGUGUAUACUACGCUUUUGGGUUCCUCUUCAUUGUUUUGACCUUUCUUGUGGUGGUUUGUGCUGAAGUGUCUAUAGUUCUAACAUACAGACAUCUCUACAUGGAGAACUGGAAUUGGUGGUGGAAAUCUUUCUUUGCUUCUGGUUCAGUUGCCAUAUACGUUUUCCUUUACUCCAUAAAGUAUCUGGUUUUCGAUCUAAAGAGUUUGAGUGGACCUGUCUCUGCUACUCUUUACUUGGUAUAUUCGCUCUUCAUUGUGCUGGCAAUAAUGCUUGCAACAGGCACAGUUGGGUUCCUUUCUUCAUUUUGGUUUGUGCAUUACUUGUUCUCCUCGGUGAAGCUGGACUGAAAAAACUUCCUUCAACUCAGAGACAGACUCUGUGAAAAUAAGCAGCAUUCGGCCAUUGGAGAAAUGGUCACAGAUUUCAUAUAUAGUAGAUCUACUAAUGUUUCUUGUCUUUGAUAUGUCUUUUUUAUGGGAAGUUUGCAAAACUAAGACAAAAUGGACACAGUCUCUGUAUAUAGUUGAUAUAUUUAUGUUUCUUGUCUUGAAUUUAUCUUUUUUCCGGCAAGUUUAGAAAAUUAAAACAACUACUUCAUCCAGAUUUGCUAAAAUUAUUAACUAGAUCGAAAUCAUGCAUGAUACUAAAGUUCCAUUUUGGGGAAUACCAUGAUUGUUAGUAUUGAAACGUCAGAUUCCCAACUUGUCAUUGAUUAUCUGAAUUUGUAGAUGGUGGCUUUUCCCAAAUAGUCAACAUGUUUGUGCCAUUUGUUUCAAGUGUUGCCCUCCAGAAACUAUAACAAUUAUUCGGGUUUUCCUUGCAGAUACAAGUAAGAUAUUGCUGUUUUUCUAUCUAAUCUCAGUAAAAUGAUAAUUGAUUUCAUUUUUUUGUUCACCUGUGGUAUUGUUGUUAUACAUUCAUUUUACCUCCUACGCUUUUCCUGUGGUAUAUCAUCUUCAUAUAACUUACCCAAAAAAAGAGUUGAUAAUUUGGAAUGUUCCAAAAACAUGUCUGAACAUUGACGAAGUUGAAAAAAAAAAAUGAAAAUCUGGCAACAUGCGCAACAAUUCCAUUUGUGAUUAGGGAAUACAUAAUAUAGGAUUUCAUGUCUCUCUUGAUUGCAAUUCUUACUAUUGUUUUCCCUUAAAAAAAAAAACUACUUUAUUUUCUUAGUUUAAAAGUGUCUUACAAUCCUUGCGUACAAAUCAUAUGAAUAAUCCCUAAUUGUGGAUGAUAUGCUCUCAAGAAACAUAAUGUCUUCCAUGUUCUUCUUUCUUUUGCUUAAAAACGAACUUGCGUUUGUACUUCUAUCUUUGAUAGUGAAGAUAACUUCGUAUAUUAAAACUGUCUUACGAUUACUGAUCUGCAUGAGGAUGAUAGGAGAAUCACUUGGUCUUUUGUUUUGUUGUGAAAUUCAAGUUUAAAUAUUUGGGUUCUUCGUAUCACAUGUUUGUAUCUGUGCUCGGCAAGUGGUAAUUCCUGGAAGAGUAAGCUAAGGAUUCUUUUGUGCUAGAACGACAAGGUUUCAGUCUCAAAGGCAUCUGUGAUUUCAGUGCUAAACUCUGAUGUUCCUUCCCAACAGCCCAAAUCCCCUCUCUCUCUCAUCUUCUUCUUCUUCUGAUAUCUGUGUUUCUUCCCUUUUUCUUGCUUUCUCUCUCCUGCUUCCUCUUCCUUUCUUCCUGCAUACUUGAUACAUUGAUGUUCAACACAAUACACAUACCUUCUUCCAAACCCCACCCUUAUCUUUUCUCUAAUACUUGAUCUAUUUCAUUCACCUCACAUGACUCUGAUUCACAGAGUCUUCACACAUUUAUACAUGAAAAAAGCAUGACGAUACCCAUAGCCUACCACCUCCUCCUUGCUUUUACUUUCUUCUUUUUGUUUUUUCCUUUUUGAAUAGUCUGGAAUAGUUUAUGUAAGGUUGCCGCAUCAACUUUAAAUUUACCUAAUCACUCAUAAAAUUACAUAUAUCGAUUAAAUUCAUAUUUUUAAAAAUUUGUAAAACCUUUUAAUCUUAAAAUCGAGUUUUACCCUUUACGAAAUUUAAAUCUUAUGGGACUGGUGAAACAAGAACUCAUUAGGGAUUUAGACACUCAAGUGGAUCCAACAUGUGCUACAUAGUUCGCUGACUAUCCACAUAAACCAAACAAACAAACAAAGCUGAACAUGCUGGAAUGCUCUACCAAUUUUAUGAACAGUUUCCCUAGUUUCUGCACCAAAUUUUUUCAAGAUUGGAUUUUUACCCCCAAAACUAUUUAUUAUUUACAAAGUGACCCCAGUAUAAUUUAUCACAAAACUAUUUUAUUUAUUUCUUUCAGAGGGUAGAUAGUUUUUUACUUAUUUCGUUCGACCAUACAUACAAGUAUCUCGGAAGACACUUAUUCACAUAGUCUUUACACAUUUCUACCAAUCAUUCCCCCAAGAUUUCCCAUAAUUGAAUUUUGACCCGCAAUCGAACAAAACCAAACAACACACAGAGAGAGAGAGAGAGAGAGAGAUACUUUAGUGGCGACCGUUUAUCCGUUAAUUGUGGCUACUC
Molecule: messenger RNA, 4889 nt
Organism: Ilex paraguariensis (yerba mate)
Lineage: Eukaryota; Viridiplantae; Streptophyta; Magnoliopsida; Aquifoliales; Aquifoliaceae
Source: the annotation of a GenBank genome assembly